Messenger RNA from Mucor velutinosus, 2109 nucleotides. RefSeq lists its product as uncharacterized. Gene Ontology annotation, molecular function: tryptophan synthase activity. Gene Ontology annotation, cellular component: cytoplasm. Gene Ontology annotation, biological process: L-tryptophan biosynthetic process. The coding region runs from base 1 to 2109 and encodes 702 amino acids. The record is from RefSeq and is a predicted model, not a curated record. NCBI's taxonomy places the organism in Eukaryota, Fungi, Mucoromycota, Mucoromycetes, Mucorales, Mucoraceae. The transcript is spliced from 4 exons.
AUGUCUGCUGCACUUCGUAACGCAUUUACAACUGCUAAAGAACAAAAUCGUCCUGCAUUUGUUACUUUCCUCACUGCUGGUUAUCCCAGUCCUGCAGAGUCUGUAGAGAGCUUAUUAGCCUUGGAAAGAGGUGGCGCCGAUGUCAUUGAAUUGGGUAUUCCCUUUACCGAUCCUAUUGCAGAUGGACCUACUAUUCAAUAUGCCAGUACUAUCGCCCUCAAGCACCAAACCGAUAUCAAAAUGUGCCUUCAAAUGGUGCGUGAUGCCCGUGCUCAAGGAUUAAAGGUACCUGUCGUUUUCAUGGGUUACUACAACCCUAUUCUUGCAUACGGUGAAGACGAGAUGGUACGUGAUUGUAAGGAGGCUGGUGUCAAUGGUUUUAUUUUGGUGGAUUUGCCUCCUGAGGAGUCUCAUGUUUUCCGUGGUGUCUGUUACAAGUAUGGGUUGUCUUAUAUUCCUCUCAUCGCUCCUUCCACCACUGAAGCUCGUAUCAAGUUACUUGCUACGCUUGCCGAUUCAUUCAUCUAUGUCGUCUCUCGUAUGGGUGUCACUGGUGCCAAGGAUACCGUCAGCUCAGAGUUGCCUGCUAUCAUUGCUCGUGUCAAGAAAUAUACCCAAGCUCCCUUGGCCGUCGGUUUUGGUGUCUCCACUCGCGAACACUUUGUCGAAGUAGGUGCUCAUUCUGAAGGUGUCGUUAUUGGUUCUCGUAUCAUUACUGUCAUCAAAGAAGCCAUGGAACAAAAACAAAAGGUAGCUGCUGUUGUGGAAAGAUAUGCUGCUGAAGUUACCGGCCGCACUGAGCCUGUUCAAACCAUUGCUGGCACCGAUGCUCCUCUUGCUGAUAUCGAAGUCAACGAUGCCGCUGGUCGUGGCCCUUUCUCUCCUGAUGAUAUCAAGAACUUUUACCAAAUGGAUCCUCGUUUCGGUACCUUUGGUGGCGCUUAUGUGCCUGAAGCCCUUGUGGACUGUCUCACACAACUUGAAACUUGUUUCAAGGAUGCUAUGGCUGAUCCUGCAUUCAAGGAAGAAUUCGAAUCUUACUACGACUACAUCUCUCGUCCUUCUCAACUUCAGUUUGCUAACCGUUUAACUGAAGAUGCUGGAGGAGCCAAGAUUUGGUUGAAGCGCGAAGAUUUAAAUCACACCGGUUCCCACAAGAUCAACAAUGCAGUAGGUCAAAUUUUGCUUGCCAAGCGUCUGGGUAAGAAGCGUAUUAUUGCUGAAACUGGUGCUGGUCAACACGGUGUCGCUACUGCUACCGUUUGUGCCAAGUUUGGUUUGGAGUGUAUUGUCUAUAUGGGCGAGGAGGAUUGCCGUCGUCAAGCCCUGAACGUGUUCCGUAUGCAAAUGUUGGGUGCUACUGUUGUCCCUGUUCAAACCGGAUCCAGAACCUUGAAGGAUGCUAUCAACGAAGCCAUGCGUGAUUGGGUCGCCAAUGUCUCUACCACUCACUACCUUGUUGGUUCUGCCAUCGGUCCUCAUCCUUUCCCUCAAAUUGUUCGUGAAUUCCAAUCUGUCAUUGGUAAGGAAACUAAGCGUCAAUUGCAAGAAAAGGCUGGUAAGUUGCCUGAUGCUGUUGUUGCUUGUGUUGGUGGUGGUUCCAAUGCUAUUGGUAUGUUCCAUCCCUUUGUCAAUGAUGAGUCUGUCCGCAUCGUGGGUGUUGAAGCUGGCGGUGAUGGUGUAGAUACCGAGAAGCACUCUGCUACUCUUACCAAGGGUACUCCCGGUGUUCUCCACGGUACUCGUACCUAUCUCUUGCAAGAUCCCAAGGGUCAAAUCAUUGAAACUCACUCUGUCAGUGCUGGCUUAGAUUAUCCUGGUGUUGGUCCUGAGCACGCUUACUUGAAGGAUUGUGGUAGAGCUGAAUAUCGUGUCGCUGACGAUGCUCAAUGUUUGCUUGGCUUCAAGAAGUUGACUCAAUUGGAAGGUAUCAUUCCUGCCUUGGAAUCUGCCCACGCUGUCUAUGCUGCUCUUCAGUUAGCAUCUGAACUUCCCAAGGAUAAGGAUAUUGUUAUCUGUCUUUCCGGUAGAGGUGAUAAGGACAUGCACACUGUCACUGAAGUGUUGCCCAAGUUGGGUCCCAAGAUUGGAUGGGAUUUGCGUUUCUAA